AUGUUUGGAGGCCUGGGGCCUGGGGACUCAGGGUCCCAGGGCAUGGCAGGACCCCUGCGGGGCCGGGUGGAGGAGCUGAAGCGGCCGUGGUGGCGGGAGGCCUCACCACUGGUGCUCCAGCACAGUGAGGCUGCCCGGUUGGCAGCCGACGCCCUCCUGGAGCGGGGUGAGGCCGCCUACCUGCAGGUCAUCUCCGAGGAGCGGGAGCUGCCCUUCCUGAGUGCUCUGGACGUGGACUACAUGACCAGCCAUGUGCAUGGGGGCCCUGAGCUCAGUGAGGUCCAGGGACUGGAGGUCUCAGGGCCUGACCGCCUCAGCCUGCUCUCUGAAAUCACCUCAGGCACUUACUUCCCCAUGGCCUCCGACAUAGACCCCCCGGACCUGGACUUGGGCUGGCCUGAGGUUCCACAGGCCACGGGCUUCAGCCCCACCCAGGCUGUGGUUCACUUCCAGCGAGAUAAGGCCAAGAACAUCAAGGACCUUCUGCGCUUUCUCUUCAGCCAGGCCCGCACGGUGGUAGCUGUCGUGAUGGAUGUAUUCACUGACAUGGAGCUUCUAUGUGACCUCAUGGAGGCCUCGAGCCGGCGUGGUGUCCCCGUCUACCUGCUUUUGGCUCAGGAACACCUGAGGCACUUCCUGGAGAUGUGCUACAAGAUGGACCUCAAUGGGGGGCACCUGCCGAAUAUGCGUGUGCGGAGCACAUGUGGAGACACAUACUGCAGCAAGGCCGGCCGCCGCUUCACGGGGCAGGCCCUGGAGAAGUUUGUGAUCAUCGACUGUGAGCAGGUGGUGGCAGGCAGCUACAGCUUCACCUGGCUUUGCAGCCAGGCCCACACAAGCAUGGUGCUGCAGCUGAGGGGCCGCAUCGUGGAAGACUUUGACCGGGAGUUCCGCUGUCUGUAUGCCGAGUCUCGGCCUGUGGAGGGCUUCUGUGGUGGUGAGGAUCCCGUGUCUCCCAGGGCACUGUGUCCUCCCACGGUGCCCCUGGGCUUCCGGCCCGGUGUGUCGAGCCCGGCAUCCUCCUCACCCUCCAGCACCAGCCUUAGCAGCAUCAAACGCUCACCUCUAAUGGGCCACUCUUCUUACCUCAGUCCGCCAGGAGGCGGUGGCUACAGUGACACGGGGAUCGGGUCCUCACCCCUGGGCCCUGCCCACUGCGAGGCCAGUGGCCAGCCCUCUCUGAAACGCCAGCUGUCAGACCCUAACCAUGGCUCCCUGCCAGGGCCCUACAGGUCCAAUCUAGGAAAGCUGGGGGUGUCCCCAUGGUCCCAAUCCUCCCCUGCCCUCAACCACAGUGGUGCCAGCCCCCUGACCCUGGCAGUGAGGUCACCUCUGCUUGCUCGCCAACGCCCCCUCCUCCCCUUCCCCCAGGGUGUUGCAGCCCUCUCCCGGCUCCCAGAGAAUGAGCUCCUGGGAAGCCAGGAGUCUAGUCCCCAACGAAGUCGCUGGGUACCUAGUACAGCUCUGGAGACAGUGGAGGAGAAGAAGGUGUCUCUGAAUCAGAGCCAUGGCCAGUUGGAUCUUCUCAUCCCCUUCCCUAGAGCCAGAGAAGCUGGAGGCCCUGAUUCUGGGGUUAACCCCAACUCAGGCUCCCUCUGGCCUGGAGAUCAAACCUCAGAGGACAGGAGGUUUUCCCCCAAUGAGAGAUACAACCAGUUGGAUCUCCUGCCCCAGACCCAGGGUGCUGGGGGUACCCCUGAGUCAGGUUCCCCCAGAUCUGUUAAUCAAAUCCCAGAGGACAAGAGGCUGUCCUCAAAUCACAGCCACAGACAAUUGGACCUCCUGGUACAGUACCCCAAGGCUGGGGGCUCCAGAGUGCCCCCUGAAGCCAACUCCUCAGCCAGGGCCGGAAAGCAUGGUCCUGAUGAGCGACGACAGACCCUGGGCCACAGCCAGCUGGACCUCAUCACAAAGUUUGGCCCAUUCCGGAAUGAGGGGCCUGGGCCCAAUGGUCUCCCCAGACCAAGCCCUGCUCAAAAGGCUGGAGUGGGCUCUGGUGAUGAGAAGAGGCUGACCCUGGGCCACAGCAAGCUGGACCUCAUUACCAAGUAUCAUCAAUUGCAGGGCGCCAGGCAAGGACCUGAGCCUAGCCUCCCUGGGGGCUCCACAGGUGGCCAUCACAAUGGCAGUAGCAAUGGCCUAUCGGGGGAUGAGAAGCGGCUGACCUUGGGCCACAGCAAACUGGACCUCAUCACUAAGUACAACAAGUCCAAGUUCAAACUGCUCCGAAGCCGCUUUGAGUCCUAG
Molecule: messenger RNA, 2247 nt
Organism: Suricata suricatta (meerkat)
Lineage: Eukaryota; Metazoa; Chordata; Mammalia; Carnivora; Herpestidae
Gene: SACK1C
Product: family with sequence similarity 83 member C
Exons: 4
Coding region: 1-2247 (748 amino acids)
Biological process (GO): epidermal growth factor receptor signaling pathway
Source: RefSeq, a predicted model, not a curated record